GGGCCGUAGUUUUGGAGACCCCUGAUGUCAACAAUGUAAACUUUGCUCAGGUUGUCCCUGAUGGAAUGUUGGUGUUUUUUCCAACCUAUACCUCGCUUGAGGUCGCUGUUCAAAACUGGAAGACCAAAAGUAAUUGGCCGAGACUUAAGCAACGUAAACCUAUAUUCAUCGAACCUCGAAGGAAUGUUGAGUUUGCGGAGACUAUGGAUGGCUUUUAUGAAAAAGUGAAAAGCACCGAGUUUAAAGGAGCGAUGUUUUUGGCUUUAUGUAGAGGAAAGAUCAUACAGAAGAAAAGUUAAAGGAAAAGACUGAGGAUGAAGCCAGUAAAGGAGAUGACAAAGAAUCCGAUAGCAAUGUGCUGGAAAGUAACGAUGAAAGCUCUGUAAAGAAAACAUUGUAAAAAAUGUUUCUCACGUGGAAUAUUAAAGUCAGAAAAUAAUA
Molecule: messenger RNA, 441 nt
Organism: Xenia sp. Carnegie-2017
Lineage: Eukaryota; Metazoa; Cnidaria; Anthozoa; Malacalcyonacea; Xeniidae
Product: regulator of telomere elongation helicase 1 homolog
Exons: 5
Coding region: 66-299 (77 amino acids)
Biological process (GO): negative regulation of DNA recombination; regulation of double-strand break repair via homologous recombination; telomeric loop disassembly
Cellular component (GO): nucleus
Molecular function (GO): ATP binding; nucleic acid binding; DNA helicase activity
Source: RefSeq, a predicted model, not a curated record